This is a messenger RNA of Numida meleagris (helmeted guineafowl), 4124 nucleotides long. RefSeq names its product cyclin I family member 2 (gene CCNI2). Gene Ontology annotation, cellular component: nucleus; cyclin-dependent protein kinase holoenzyme complex; cytoplasm. NCBI's taxonomy places the organism in Eukaryota, Metazoa, Chordata, Aves, Galliformes, Numididae. The coding region runs from base 1250 to 2356 and encodes 368 amino acids. Gene Ontology annotation, biological process: mitotic cell cycle phase transition; regulation of cyclin-dependent protein serine/threonine kinase activity. The transcript is spliced from 7 exons. The record is from RefSeq and is a predicted model, not a curated record. Gene Ontology annotation, molecular function: cyclin-dependent protein serine/threonine kinase regulator activity.
GGCGGCGGGGCGGGGUACAAACAGCGCUCGGGUGUUAGGCCGGGUUCCUCGGGUUUGGUGGGGUGCCGUGGUGCGGUUCCGGCCCGUGGGGGUCUGGCCGGGCCGGAACGAUGGGGCCAGCCGUGGUGGGACAGCCGUGACGGGACCGGCCGCAGCAGCACUGCUCGGAGCUUUGCUGUGUGCAGAGCUUCACAGGCUAAUAGAGACAACGAGCGCCCAAAUGUGUAAUAACCCCAAGGCCCAGUGAGAGAGCAGGGAGUCGCGUGUGUGGGCAAGGCUGAGGAAGAACACCGGGUUUAACACGGAUAUCGCAGCUGGCUCCACGCGGAAACUCCCGUGUGAGAAACCAAAGGGGAGAGCGGAGGAGCACAGCAGGCGGAGCGGAUGGAGAAACGCAGUGCCGGGUCUGCAGGAAGGCAGCUCCGGGAGCAGCACGGGGCGGCGGGGAUGCAGCAGCGGGGCAUCCCGGACGGGGCCACGCCGACUGUGCCGGAAGGGGCAGGUGCGGUGUGGGGGCUGCGCCGAAGCGAAUCCCCUCGGGGCAGAAUCCCGUCCGGACCUCGGACCGCCUCACCCGCGCUGUGCUCCGUGCGGGCCGCAGCGCUGCCCCGAGGAGAACGGAGCUGUGAGCCCGGAGCGGGAGCAGCACGCUCACACGGAGCGCUCACACGAGCACCCGCCCCGCAGCGCCGGGGGCAGGACCCGGGCGUGCGCAGCCGCGGAGGCUGAGGGCGGUGCGGCCCCGCCCGGCGGAGCUGCUGCUGCUCUCGGCCUCAUGCCCGGCCGCCCCCGGAGCCCCUUCGCGGCGCGGCCCAGCCGGGCGGAAACAGUAGACCUCUAUUUGCCAGAAACUUGAAAUCCACUGAUAGUGGAUUGCAACUUAAUAGCUCUACAAAGGGGCAACUGAGUGCAAGACAUGGUGCAAAGGAAGUGCUAUGUACUGCCCAGCCCGAUGUAACCAGAGGAAGCCUUUGUACAGCCCGGGGGUGAAAAAGCCAAACUACACGGUGUAGCUCUCAGACGUGUUUUCUUCCACCACCAGCUUUCCCUGGGAAAAUGGAUGGCAGAAUUGUUCUUUCCCAUCAGCAAACAAACAAGCUGUAUGGCUGCUCCUGAUUUAGUUCUCAGCAUUGGAAAGGCAGCACGAGAGGAAACCAUACCUAGCACAAGGAGCUGGGACACUGCUUUAUAAUUCUUCUCUUAUUUUUGGCAGCGGCUCCCGCCUGGGAAACUGGAUCAUGGAGUUGCUAUGAAGUGCCCUGGACCUCCAGAGAGCUUGAGACUUGCCUGCUUCCUGGAAAAUGCCUUAGUCAGAGAGGCUAGGGUUUGGAAAGCGCCCGUUUUCCAGAAUCUGAUCCUGAAGGGUACAGAUAUCUCUCCCUCCUGUUAUGAGAAAACGAUUCUCUGGAUUGCAGAAAUAAGCUCCCAGCUCCAGUUUCACCCUGAAACAUUUGCUUUAUCUAUCAGCAUCCUUAACCGGUUGUUGGCAUCAGUAAAGGCUCGAUUAAAAUAUCUCCAGUGCAUAGCAACUUCCUGCCUUCUCCUUGCAGCAAAAACCAGCGAAGAAGAUGAGGUAAUACCAUCGGUGAAGAUGCUUGCAGUGCAGAGUGGCUGUAAACGCUCUCCAGCUGAGAUCUUGAGAAUGGAAAGAAUUAUACUAGAUAAGCUUCACUGGGAUCUUUACACAGCAACACCAAUGGAUUUCUUAAACAUUUUCCACGCCAUGGUGAUGUCCAACUGGCCCCAUCUACUAAACGGGCUGCCUCAGACGAAUCCUUCCCGCCACGUUGCAUUCUUGACCAAACAGCUACAGCACUGUAUGGCAUGCCACCAACUAGUGCAGUUUAAGGGCUCCACAUUGGCUUUGGUGAUCAUCACCUUAGAGUUGGAGAGGCAGACUCCUGAUUGGUUUCCUGUUAUUACUGAUCUGCUAAAGAAAGCACAGGUUACUAGCACUGAAUUCAUGCACUGCAAAGAGCUUGUGGAUCAAGAGCUAAUGCACUUUCAGCCAUCCAAUGCCAUCUAUAUUUUUUGUCCCAUCAGUCAAGCCAUCCAGGGCGAUGCUGAGGCAAAGUUACCCUACCAUUACCCUUCUGAAUUGAAGAAUUCUCAUCAAGUGAGGCUGCAGGUGACUGUAAGCCAGCCAGUUUCAGCAGCAGUCAUGUCUGCUGCAGCCCAAACUCCUGAUGGCACCAUGGAGACAGAUGAAUAUUAUGAUGGAUUCAGAUACCUGUACAGUGAGGACAGGGGAGCGGAUGGAGGGAGGGGGCACAUGGGUGGCUUGUGCCCUCAGCUGAGGUCUGGAGGACCUCAUGCCUCCCCAUGUCCUCCCCUACAGCCACCUGGAAGGGACUAGUGGAGACCAUCGUGCCUUGGAAGCAGUAUUUCAGUACUGGUAGGUCGUAGCAAACAGGACAGUGAACACAACAGUGUAAGAGUGCUGCUGUGUUUUUCAGAGGACAAUGACAAAAUGGUGUUAUUUUCCUAUGCUUUGUCUUUUCUAAGUAGUUUGCUCCACUUUUAACACCACGUAAAUACAGAAAGCUGGGGAGAGGAGGGACUCGGUCACAAUCCUACAACUCAGGGAUCAGCUUGGCAGAAGGCUAAGAGCUGUGCCACAGAGCACCAAAUGUCUCAGCUUAUUUUUUAAAAAGGCCAUGAUUAAGUGCUCUCUUAUUAGAACUAACCUGACUUGUUCUACAGUAGAGUGAAACAAGAGCUGCUUUCGAGGAAGGGGGAGCUCCCAGUGCUGAGUCUGUAAGAUUAGUCCUCAGGUGGGACCGAAGUUUUGAUUUCAUAGUGAGAAGGCCACGAGCCAAACCAUCUAGUUUUUGUUAAGGCCUUACCGUGGAUCCAAGGUUUGGGCUCCAUGCUGGGUUAAGCCACUAAAGACCCGCUCCAGGUUCCUACAAGCCGUGGGAAAUCACUUCUUGUCUGCAGCCAGCACUGCCUUAAGCUCUCACUGACCAGUUUAGGCCAUUCACGGGGGUGUUUUUUCUGCCUCAACAGACUGGACAAUGCAAAAUGCCUUCAACUGUUUUCUCACCACUAUGAUGACAGUUUUUGUUUGCUGUUAAUCUCCAAGGCAAAGCAGGUUUACAAAUUACCUAGGUCAGUUUAAGCUUCUGUUGCACUUUUAAAACCAACCUUAGGCAUUCUUUUAAAGUAUGUGGGGAAUUUUUUUAUUUUUUUUUUGCUAUUUGUUUUAUACCACAGGGCCAGCAUUUUCAGGUGAUCAUUGUACUAGUUUGAAAGUGCAAUCCAGGCAGUACUGGAUGAAUAGCAAUACCAUACCUGCAAGUCCUGCCACAGAACGGGAAAGGUCUUCAUGUAGAGCAGCACAGGCUAAAUGCCGAGCGGGUGUCUUAGUUAAUGAUACAGGAUAAAUAAAUAGGGAACAGGGAUAAGAUAGGAGCAAGGAAAUCCUUGUGCUGCCUGUCAGCUGCACUCUUCAAUGCAGGAACAAAGUUUCUUUCCCUUGCUCCUCAUCUUACCUUGGAGGAGAGGAAUUCCUGAACUGCGAGCGUUGCGGGAGCGAUGUCCUGAGCAGCUCUGUUAACAGAUAAAGCUUUCCAAAGUUUUACAUUUAAAUUUUGCCAGAGCUAGCGCUAGGGGAAAAAAAAAUAAACGUUGUAUGUGUGCAGGGAGAAAGUCAAGUUUUCCUUUUAUACUGCAAAGAAAGCAGUGCCUAAAUGAUCCAGAAAUAAAUAUUUAGUACUGGAGACUCAGUGCAAAUGAUGUGUGAGCAGGUGGCACUCAAAUUGGUGCUGAAAGCAAAGGAGGCCCACAAGGCAAGUCACAGGUACCGGGGUACCACUGAUGGAGUGCUGAGCUGCAGGGGGAGCACGGCCCUGUGCCAUGCACAGGGACAGGGCUCAGCUCAGCCCUGGAGCCCAGACACGGUUUACAAGGUGUCCCGGGGACUGGGCGGUGGCAUUCUUGUGAUACAUUAUUUACUAAACCUACCUCUGGACCAUAGGGAAGGUUUUCUUUUUGUGGUAGGGCUCUUCCCUUCCCGCACUGUGCCGCUUGCCAGCACAAGCUGUGACUGAAAUGCCUGACUUUUGGAAGGAGGCAAGUUGUCUUUUGUAGUUUACUUCCAAUAAAAUACAGUUUCAGUCUGC